Molecule: messenger RNA, 1819 nt
Organism: Oncorhynchus kisutch (coho salmon)
Lineage: Eukaryota; Metazoa; Chordata; Actinopteri; Salmoniformes; Salmonidae
Product: leucine-rich repeat and transmembrane domain-containing protein 2
Molecular function (GO): protein binding
Source: RefSeq, a predicted model, not a curated record
CUCUCUCAGCUCAGACAGAAAGCAACACUACUAUUUUGACAAGCUGCGCCUCACACACAUUCACACACUCAACACACACACACACACACACACUCCUGCCGCAUGCACGACUGCACACAAAACCACACACUCACUCUCUCUCUCUCUCUCACACACACACAAAGACAUCCGCUGGAUACUGGCACACGCUGGAGCAGAGGAAUCAGAAACAUAGCGACACAGAAGGGCUAGCAGGCAGACAGACAGGCGGAAACACAAUCCCUGUACUGGACUGGACUGGGAGAGACUAUACUGGGAGGCAGAUGUACUGUACUGGGAUAUAUUUAUACUGGGGAGGCUAACCUCGUCAUGGCAACAAACCGACCUCUCUAAGGAUUAAACUCUUCCUCCAAAAGGACUUCCUCCUCCUUCCUCCUCCUCAUCUCCUCAUUCAUUUUUCACCAUCCUUUUUUUCUACAAUCGUUCCUAUGUAAAAUGUGAUUGGUUGUUGCUGCCGUCCGGAGAUCGAUGUGAGGAUUAUACCAACAGCUCUUUCUCUCCGCUUCUUUAUGUUAGGAUAGAUUUUUUUGUGACGGUUUUGGCGUUGGGGUUGGUGGUGGGUGGCUGGUAUUUUGGAAGGGCGGAGUAUCUCUUCCUUGCCCCCUUCCCCAGGAGGAGGCUGGCAUCGGGGCGUCCUGAUGCCAGGGCUCGUCUAGAGAGGGUGGACGCGGGACGCUCCGACAUGCCCCACCCCCUUCCCUCUGCCGGGCCCCCUGAUUGGCGGAGCCAGGGGAGGACCUCGCACACAACCAAACCAACCAGACCUGUUCUGCUGUGUCUCCUGUGUGUCCUGUCUUCCCUGGUGGAUCUAACCACCGCCUGUCCUCCAACCUGCUUCUGCAACGCCACCGACGUAGACUGCAGCGGGCGCGGCCUGCUCUCCAUGCCCGCCCUCACCCAUCUCCCCGUCUCCGCCCGCACCCUCCUGCUGCCCAACAACCACCUCUCCUCCCUGGGGUCCUUCGCUAACCUCACCUCCCUGGAACGACUGGAUCUCUCCAACAACUACCUGGAUAAUCUUCCCCCAGCGCUCUUCAAGGACCUGGGGAAUCUAUCAGAUCUGACCCUCCACAACAACAGUCUUAGGGCCUUGGAUAGGGAUCUCUUCCAGGGGCUGGUGGGGCUGAGGAAGCUAGAUGUCUCCCUCAACGGGCUGUCUGAUAUCCCCCUGGGUCUGCUGGAUGAGCUGCAGGGGCUGACGUGGCUCUCCGUGGCCGGGAACAGGCUCCAUGCCCUGGAGAGAGCAGCCUUCGAGCCCCUGGCUAACCUCCAGUCUCUUCAGCUAGGGGCUAACCCCUGGGAGUGUGACUGCAACCUGAGGGACUUCAAGCACUGGAUGGAGUGGCUGCUGUACAGAGGUGGUAAGGUAGAUGGGGUGGAGUGUACCCUCCCUAAGGACCUGCGAGGAGCGGACAUCCGUGGUGUUCCAGUGGAGAUGUUCAACUACUGCCUCCAACUGGAUGACGAGAACAGGGGAGGAGGGGGACGCGGAGCGGAGGAAAAAGAGGGUUCAUCCCCGCCCUGCGGCCGAACUACCGGCUCCGGAGCCCCCACAUCCGAAUCUGAAGUCCCCCCUGCGGGCGACCUGGUGCCCGUCCCGGACUGUGUGCGGCGGCGCGUACAGCCGGUGAGCGUGCGGAGGGCCAUCGGGGUGACGGUGGUGAUAGCCGGGGUGGUGUGUGGCAUCGUGUGUAUCAUGAUGGGGGCGGCGGCCUACGGAUGUAUCUAUGCCUCGCUCAUGGCCAAGUAUCAACGAGAGCUGAAGAAGAGGCAGCCCUGA